GGGAUGCAAGUUUUGUGUUUACAUUUUUCUGUUUUGGUAUCAUCGUGUGCUAAAAGUGCUAGCAUUUAUAGGUGAAAAUGGUGAAAAAUAUUAAGUACGACAAAAAGAAACGUUUCAAAAAAGUCUCUGGACAACCAAUAAAAAAGGAAACGUCGACAAGGAAGGAGGACGAGGAAAUUGAAAAGCUGAAAAGCGCUUAUGAGUUUAUCAAUCCACGCGACAUAACCUCUUUCGAUGACUUGCCCCUGUCAUUGAAGACUCAAAAAGGGCUAAAAUCUUGCAAAUAUAACACACCGACUGAGAUUCAGAAGCUCUCGAUAGCCUAUGCAUUGCAGGGGAAGGAUGUAUUGGGAGCUGCUGUAACGGGAAGUGGGAAAACUCUGGCUUUUCUUGUGCCGAUUCUUGAAGUGUUGUAUGUGAAGAAAUGGACCAAAUUGGAUGGUGUGGGAGCACUAGUAAUCACACCGACAAGAGAAUUAGCUUAUCAAAUCUUUGAGACACUAAAGAAGAUUGGUCUGUAUCACGAUUUCUCAGCUGGAUUAAUCAUCGGAGGGAAAAAUUUAAAAUUUGAGCGAAAACGAAUGGAUCAGUGCAACAUCAUCAUUUGCACUCCCGGACGAUUGUUGCAACAUAUGGAUGAGACUCCGCUUUUUAACUGCGAUUCCAUGCAGAUCUUGAUCCUGGAUGAGGCAGAUAGGUGCCUGGAUAUGGGAUUUCAAACUACAAUGAAUGCUAUAAUUGAAAAUUUGCCAAAAAUCCGUCAGACUCUUUUGUUUUCAGCCACUCAGACACGAUCUGUGAAGGAUCUGGCGAGAUUGAGCCUUGUAGAUCCCACUUAUGUUGCACCCCAUGAGCAACAAGCUACUGUGAAAGCCACUCCUGAUAAUUUAACACACAGCUAUGUGGUAUGUGAACUCAAGAACAAAAUCACAAUGCUUUGGUCAUUUAUAAAGCAUCACAAAAAGAGUAAAAUCAUGGUAUUUCUGGCCAGCUGCAAGCAAGUUAAGUAUGUAUAUGAAAUUUUUUCAAAACUUAGACCGGGAGUGAGUCUACUAGCGCUGUACGGGACUUUGAGUCAGGAUCGUCGGGUAUCUGUGUACAAUGAUUUUAUGGAGAAGAGUACAGUGGUUCUUCUGGCCACAGACAUCGCAUCCCGAGGCCUUGACUUUCCUGCUGUCAAUUGGGUGGUUCAGUUGGACUGUCCGGAAGAUGCUGUGGCUUACAUUCAUCGUGCAGGAAGAACAGCCAGGUUCAAUGCAAGCGGAGAAAAUCUAUUGGUAGUGACGCCCAGCGAAGAAGAGGGCAUUCUCUCUGAGCUCAAAAGGCGCAACAUCUCCGUUGAAUGUAUCUCAAUUGAUGAUAAAUUCAUGUUUUCUCCUCAUGCCAAAAUUGAAGUGCUCCUUUCGAAAUUUCAUGAACUUAAGGAAUCGGCUCAGCGUGCUUUCCUGGCCUACAUCAAGAGUAUUGUGCUCAUGAAGAAUAAAUCAAUCUUCAAGGUUGAUUCUCUGGAUAUCGAUGGAUUUGCCAAGUCAUUGGGACUUGUGACAACACCGCGUGUGCGAUUUCUAGAACGCUUCCGGAAGCGUAUGGGGCUUCCUAAAAUCACUUCUGCCCCGAAAGAACUCGAUUUUGGUCUCAAUGACUCGGAUGAGGAGGAAUUUGUGGUGAAAACAAAGCCACAGGAAGAAUCUAUUCCGGAGGAAACACAAGCAUCUCAAAAGCCAGUCAAGCCCAAAAUCAUUUCAAAGGCUUCAGCUGCUAAAAUGGUGCUUAAACGCAAAAUUACUGUCAAUACAAAAGUUAAAUUCGAUAAUGAGGGUGAGCAAGUGACAUCCAUAAAUACCCGUCAUACAGACUUUGGCCAGGAUACCUCAGAGACCUUCGAUGGGAUUGAUCUACAGAAGGCGAAGGGAGCCAUGUUGGAGGAAGACAAAUAUGAUCAAGAACGAUAUCGAGAGAUACUGAAAGCAAAGAAAAAAGCUCGUAAGGAGAAACAGAAGAAACGUCAGAAAGAAGCAGAUGAGGAAGAUGAGGAUGAUUUUGGCAGUGAAUCAGGUGAAGAACCUGAUCUGUCGUGGCUUCCUGAUCCAGACAAUGUCUACGCUAGUGGAAGUCUAUGUGAAUCUUCAGAAAAUGAAAAAGAGGAGCCUGUGAAGAAGAAGUCUAAGAAAAAUAAGGAUUUAUCCCUCAAUGAAGCUGAAUCCCUGGCCCUGGAGUUAAUUGGGCAAUAGUAAUUGAAUUAUAAACAAGUUCAAUAAAGGCUCUAGCUCUUAGCAGGAAGAA
Phlebotomus papatasi is the source of this 2283-nucleotide messenger RNA. RefSeq names its product probable ATP-dependent RNA helicase DDX10. The record is from RefSeq and is a predicted model, not a curated record. Lineage: Eukaryota; Metazoa; Arthropoda; Insecta; Diptera; Psychodidae. Gene Ontology annotation, cellular component: nucleus. The coding region runs from base 78 to 2231 and encodes 717 amino acids. Gene Ontology annotation, molecular function: nucleic acid binding; RNA helicase activity; ATP binding. The transcript has a single exon. Gene Ontology annotation, biological process: rRNA processing.